Coffea eugenioides is the source of this 1451-nucleotide messenger RNA. RefSeq lists its product as uncharacterized. The coding region runs from base 458 to 1177 and encodes 239 amino acids. The record is from RefSeq and is a predicted model, not a curated record. Lineage: Eukaryota; Viridiplantae; Streptophyta; Magnoliopsida; Gentianales; Rubiaceae. The transcript has 2 exons.
GAAUGAAAAGUCAUGAAAGAGCGAGCUAUUCCACCAAUUACUCGAAGAAACAAAAAGAAAUAGGUACCCCACUACUAAUGGUGAAAGGUCCUCCGCAAGGAAGCAUAUAUAGCCAAGAGGAUACGGCAGCUGCAUGCCAUGUUUUCUUUGUACAAGACCCUGGGCUGGCACUCUUCCAAGUCUAAAAAGUGAAAACAGUAGGAUGCACUAGAAAUCACAUCUGAUCUAAAAUCUAAAGAGCAAGCUGUUCUCUUUUCCAUGCGUUCCACAGUCCAAAAAAAAGACUUGUCAUACUUUUUCUUUCUGCUGUUUUUAACUCGAGAGUACUCUCUCCUCCUCCCAAGUUCUAAAGCCAUUUGCAUAUUUCUUUUGCAAGACCAUCAACCUCUCCGUUCCUCCAUCAUAUCCACAAGUCUCAACCCACACCUUUAAGCCCUGGCCAUCCUAACAGGUUGCCAUGGAACCUGAUACCAGUUCCACACCAAAGCUUCCUCUAUUCUCAAUGGCAACCGUGCAAUCACCUGAGCAUUCAGGUAUGCUAACCCCACCUCUAUACACCUCAGCUUCAGUUCCAUUUAGGUGGGAGGAAGAGCCCGGAAAACCUAGACCCUGCACCGCUCUCAUCACUCUUCCCACCAGCACCACCACAGAGUCCCCCAGGUGCUUAGACCUGCCCCCUAGGCUAUUCUUGGAGCCCAGCAAGAUUACAAAAACACCCUCCCCCACCACAGUGCUGGAGGGCCCUUAUGUGUUGGGCAGGCCUAAGUUCACCUCAUCCUCAUUCAGAUUCUUCAGGGAGCGACAAGGGUCAUUUGACAGUAGUAGCAGUAAGAGUCCCGAGAGAGGUCAACUCAGUAGUAUGGUACUUGGCAAGAAACUGCACAAGGGAAGAGGACUCUUCGGUUCCUGGAGGCAAAAGACACCUAAAUUUAGGUCUGGAAAGAGGGAAGCUGGGGGAAGUUGUAGCUUCGUCCAUCCAUCUUCAGUCUCAGGAGAUGGUGCAGACGCUGGAAGUGAUGAUGGCAAUAUUCCCAGGGUUAAGAUUGGGAGAAUAAGAAGAAAUGGAAGCUUUUCAAGUCUCUCUCAAGCCAAGUCUCAAUUUUGGGCUGCAGUGUACGAGGGAUUUAAGCAAGUGCUUCCGUGGAAGAGCAGAAAAUCAAAGAAAGGAGUUCUGUAGUUUACUUUGCCUAUGGAUAUCGUGCAAUGUAAAAUUAACUUCUGCAUGCCUAGGGAUAGUCUUGAUGUCGAAGUUCCUCAAUCUGAGGAACGUGUGUUAUUAUGGCUUUGCUGUAGCUCCUACAUGCAGUGCAGUAAUUCUAGACUCCGACGUAUUAAGCAGACACAAACGAAUCAAAUUAUUUAUUUAUUUAUGUACUACUGCAGAAUCCCACUGCUAGUUUUGUAAGUAAUCAUACAUAACUUCUCGUGAAGGCGAUUCGUGGUUCAGUUUA